Molecule: messenger RNA, 654 nt
Organism: Dama dama (fallow deer)
Lineage: Eukaryota; Metazoa; Chordata; Mammalia; Artiodactyla; Cervidae
Product: diphosphoinositol polyphosphate phosphohydrolase 3-beta-like
Exons: 2
Coding region: 160-654 (164 amino acids)
Biological process (GO): adenosine 5'-(hexahydrogen pentaphosphate) catabolic process; diadenosine pentaphosphate catabolic process; diadenosine hexaphosphate catabolic process
Cellular component (GO): nucleus; cytoplasm
Molecular function (GO): diphosphoinositol-polyphosphate diphosphatase activity; bis(5'-adenosyl)-pentaphosphatase activity; endopolyphosphatase activity
Source: RefSeq, a predicted model, not a curated record
CGGACGCGCGCGCGAAUGCGCAUCACCUCGCUCAGCCUUGGUCCCGGCGGCUGAGGAGAGAAGGAGGGACGGACGGAGACGCGCACCGGAGACGCGACACCUUGGAGCCCCUCGACCCGGCGGCGGCGGGGAGCUGAGCGGCGGCGGACGGCCUCGAAGAUGAAGUGCAAGCCGAACCAGACGCGGACCUACGACCCGGAGGGGUUCAAGAAGCGGGCGGCGUGCCUGUGCUUCCGGAGCGAGCGCGAGGACGAGGUGCUGUUAGUGAGUAGCAGUCGGUACCCGGACCGCUGGAUCGUGCCGGGCGGGGGCAUGGAGCCCGAGGAGGAGCCGGGCGGUGCGGCCGUCCGCGAGGUGUUUGAAGAGGCGGGAGUCAAGGGGAAGUUAGGCCGGCUCCUGGGCAUUUUCGAGCAGAACCAAGAUCGCAAGCACAGAACAUACGUGUAUGUACUGACUGUCACUGAGAUUCUGGAGGAUUGGGAAGAUUCGGUUAACAUUGGGAGGAAGCGAGAGUGGUUCAAAGUCGAAGAUGCGAUCAAGGUUCUCCAGUGCCACAAGCCCGUGCAUGCCGAAUAUCUGCAAAAACUAAAGCUGGGCGGUUCCCCAACCAAUGGAAACUCCGUGGCCCCGUCCCUGCUGGAGGGCGAUCCCUAG